AUGAGUAGUAUAUUAGGUACACCUUCCAAAGAAUUUAAUCGAAAUAAAUUUAGAGAUCUUUUUUAUAAGGCCAAAUCCCGCAAAGAACUCCAACCAGCUUUAACCUAUUUAUUAGGAUACUUUGCAUGUGGAGAAACCGGUGUUUUUAAAUGGGUUCCUUCUCUUAAGACCUUCAAGCAUUUUAAUAAAAAGGAUGCAUGUGAGUCUUUUAUCCAGAAUGAAACAGCAGAAUUUGAUCAUGGCGAUUGGGUAGAAAAGUUUAAUAUACAAAACUGGUUCUUUAAGGAAACGCCUAUCUUCAUUAUUGACGUUAAUCCAACUAAACCACUAACUUAUCAACAUCCAAUAUAUGAAGAAUUUAUUAUUAAUAAUUUUCCGGGAUUUCUUCAUUCCAACCCACCUCCAUUCCAUCAAUUUAGCAAAGAAAUUCGUAAUCAGGUAAAUUUAAUUCUUAACCAUAUGAAAGAAGUUCUCUGUUCAUCAGUUAAAGAGCAAGAACUCUAUAUGAUGGGAUUAGUUCUACGAAUAGCAAUUGGCCAGAAAAUGCAAAAAUCAAUGUUCCUUUAUUCUGGUCCAGGAACAGGUAAAACAAUGCUUACAUGGUUCCUCCGAGUAAUGGUCCUUGGCUCAAAGAUUACUAUGAAAACUGCUAAUGAAAGAAUUAUUACAGGACAAUUUAACAAAGAAUUAGAAGGUAGGGUUUUAUUAGUUCUUGAAGAAAUGUCUAACUCAAAAUCCACUGAUUGGAUUACUUUUGCAAAUCGGCUCAAAGACUUUAUUGAUAGUGAUACUUUGAUGAUAGAAGAAAAGCAUAAGACUCGAUAUACAGUUACUAAUAUUACAAAUUUAAUUAUUAACAGUAAUAAUAGUAAAACAAUUCGUCUAGAUAAAAAUGACCGAAGAUAUUUCAUUCCAGAUAUCUCGGAAAAGUAUGUUGAAAAUGGAAUUGGAAUGGAUCAUUAUUAUGCCCCACUGGAUAAAGCUAUAAAAAAUCCAGAAGUUGGAAAAGCUUUCUAUUCUUAUGCAUUGGAAUAUGUUAAACUUAAUCCAGAUUUUGAUGAACGCAAAAUUCCAAUGAGUAAAACUAAGCUAAUGAUGACAAGCAGGGAUAUUAACCCAAUUCAUGAGUUUAUAAAGCAGGAAUAUUUAUGCAAGUCUUUGGGUCUUGAUUUGUCUUCUGCAUACCUUUAUAAUACAUAUAAAAACUGGUUUCGGGAAAUGUUUGGCAUCAAAAAAAGACCACCUAUUGUGCAGGAAUUUACUCAUGCAAUGGUAGGUCUAGGGGUAAAACCUAAGUCAAAAAGAGUAGGAGAUCGAAAAGCCAAUAAAAAGAUGCAAUGGUAUUCAGCUUCAUAUAAUGAUCUUUAUACCAUAUUCCAGAAAAAGAAUAUGAUUGAUGAAGCCGAAAAUAUCAAUGAACCAGAGGGAUACCAACAUACAGAGAGUAUAGGAUUAUCAUUGAAAUCCCCUGAAAUUUUCCCAUCAGAAGAAGCCCCUCCUACUAAUUCUACUAAUUCAAUUCCAGAGACUGGUGAUUCGGAAUUUGAUGAAGAA
Messenger RNA from Entrophospora candida, 1554 nucleotides. Lineage: Eukaryota; Fungi; Glomeromycota; Glomeromycetes; Entrophosporales; Entrophosporaceae. The record is from the annotation of a GenBank genome assembly.